Molecule: messenger RNA, 3482 nt
Organism: Salpingoeca rosetta
Lineage: Eukaryota; Choanoflagellata; Craspedida; Salpingoecidae
Product: serine/threonine protein kinase
Exons: 10
Coding region: 53-3211 (1052 amino acids)
Biological process (GO): protein phosphorylation
Molecular function (GO): protein kinase activity; protein binding; ATP binding
Source: RefSeq, a predicted model, not a curated record
CAACACCAAACACAAACAAACAACAAGCAAGCCACCAGCACGAUCAGCCAGAAUGCCUCGUUCCAGCAGUUCCAGUGGUGAUGGUCGGGAUGGGUUUCAGGAAUCAACCGCAAGUGAGAAUGGUGCUGUUGACGAGCGUGCCAAGUUGAUCAUCGAUGCGAUUGCGUCCAAGGACAUGCGCCCUCUCGAAGCAACGCUUGACAACAUGCACCUGGGAGAACACGGCUCCCAACUCCUCGCGGACGCACUUCAAAACAACACUUCGCUUGAAUGCCUUUCACUCCGGAAUUGUGGCAUCGGUGCCAUUGGUGCCUGCUACAUUGCAAGUGCCCUCAAGGACCACCCUUCACUCAGCCAACUCAAGCUAUGUGGGAACGACAUCCGAGAUGAGGGCGUCGACUACCUGGCGCGUCAUUUGAAGCAGAACAAACGCCUGAAGCACCUUGACCUGAACAACAACCCCAUGACUGAGCAGGGCGCACAUUCGCUGCUCCUCCUAGCCAACGCUCGCAGACUCACCACGCUUGGGCUGGCACGCUGCGGCCCAGACGUCGCACGUGUCCUGGGGAACGGAUUGCCUUCGGAUAUCACCACCACAAUCCACUGGGAACCACUGAAGCAGCGCAUCUAUGAGAGUUUGCGGCCAGUGCAGCGAGGCGAGCAGUCACCUUCCGCUGCAGACCAGGCGCAGCGCAACUUUGACGAGCAGCUCAGAGAUGAGGUCAAGCGCUGGCAGCGCAAGCAAGGGAGGCCAGUGGGUGCUGACCACCAGCAACCAGAGCCUUCCAAGAAGCCACGACCACCUGUUCCGCCAAAACCAGCAAAACAACCGCGCCAACCAGCACCAACACCAGUGCCGCCACGGCGGCAAUCACCCUCACACCAAGACCCCCAUGACAACGACAGCAGCAAUAGCAACGGCAACAGCAGCGUUCACGCUUCAUCCUCCGCCGAAGAGCAAAAACGUCUGCAGGAGCGUGUACGUGCGCUGGAGAAGAGGGAGGAGGAGCUGGUGCGACGGGAGCAGGCACUGAAGGCGAAGCAGCAGCAACUCGACCAACGCGCCCGCAAGGAAGGCGAGCUGUUGCGACAGCUGGAGGAUCAUACAGAGUACCUGCUUCGUCUGAAUAUCCCGUAUGAGCAGCUAACGGAGAAGAAAGUGGCAAAGGAUGCGCGCGGAAACGUUGUGCAUGUCCGCAGCGGUGACCUGUACUCGGCCGUGUUCGACGGCAACCGCGUUGCGCUCAAAGAGUUUCGCCACAUUGACAGGCGCCCACGCUGGUCUCAUCUCCUGCGCCAUGGCAGCAACCGCUCCAUUGACGAUGUGAUUGAGAAUGAUGGUGACAGCAAUGGAAGCGGUAGUUUCUGCAUCAAACGUGACAGCACCGGCGCUGUGAUCACGCCCGACAUGCGCUCACUGUACCGGGAGGCGCUGAUCCUGGCAUCCCUGCGCCACUCAAACAUUGUGCAGUUUCUCGGGCUCUGCUACGAGGAGCACACCAAGCACCUGUACUUUGUGCUGUCGUGGGCAGACAACGGCUCUCUGUGCGAGUACAUGCACGUGAAGAAGAAGCCACUCGACGACACACACAGGCGGCGCAUCUUGAGCGAGGUGGCGGGUGCCAUCAGCUUCUUGCACAUGCACAGGGUGGUGCACCGAGACAUCAAGUCCCCCAACGUUCUGCUGGACAGCUUCCUCUCUGCAAAGCUGACGGACUUUGGCGAAAGCACCUUCAAGGCCAAAGACAAGACCGACGUCACACAUGCUGCGGGCACGCCAACGUGGGCAUCCCCUGAGCAGCUCUUGGGCGCACCCGCGCACCACCCAGGAGACGGCGGCAGUGGCAUCGGCACCCUGCGUGCAGUCACAGACGUGUUCUCGUUUGGCUGCCUGGUGUGGGAGGUGUGGUUUGGCGUCAAGCCGUGGCACCACGGCAAGUACGCGCCGCACGGUGCGUCGGUGGCGGAGAUCGCUGGCAGCUACAGUCGCGGCGAGUAUCUUCCUCUUGACGAGAGCAUCAAUGGGCGAAUGUUACCAGACCACCUCCGGGCUGUCCUGCGCUGCUGCUUCACCGAUUCAAGCGUCCGCAUCGCCUCCCCCAUGGUGCACGCCAUGCUCAAGACCCAGUACGAGAUGGACAAGCAGAAGCGGGAGGACUUGCUGCAUGGACCUUCCGACGCCAUGUGGAAGUUUCCCCUGGCGCUUCGGCAGACGCUCAGUGCCACGCAGCUGACCACACGCGCCACUGUCAACAUUGCCUUGCUGUCCCUGGACAACCACCUUGACCAAGUCACAAAGCUGCUGCAUCAGGCAGGGGGUCGCACGGCCCAGGAACGUGAUCCGUUGAACCCCUUCGGCCAUCGCCUCGCUCGCGUCGCCAUCACGUGGGACGAGCAGAAGCUUGCUGCGUUCAACAGUGCCAUCCACCGCAACGAUUGCCGCUACCGCGGGCACCUGUCCAACAUGAGCCAUGCGUUUGCACCCCGCUAUGCCUUCGAUCCAAACACGAAACACGUGCUCGACGACGAAGAACGGGCUGUGCUGCACCGCGUGACCAUGCCGGGCGUCUACAGCAUGCUUGAGCCCCACCGCGCACAGCGCAGUCCUUUCCUGCGCAUUCAGCGUGUGUUCCACGGCGUGAGGGACCUGGGUGCCAUCACGGGCAUCCUAGGCGGUGACUUUGCGCGUUUGCAGAAGACAGAUCCUGGCUGGUUUGGCGCAGGCGUGUAUUUCACGCCAGACCUCGACUAUGCACUCGCGUACACGCAAGCGUGCUCGUUGACGGGCAACAACAGCGGCGUGUCCGACAAAGACGAGCCUGGCCUGUCCAAUUUUGUUGCCGGCCUCAAAUUGGCGCCUGACAAGCUGCACCGUGUUGUGCUGGCAUGCGACGUGCAGUAUGGCAACCCGUACCCAGUCACCCACGACUCGUUCCACCCAGCCGUUGAGGCGACCGCGUUUCCGACGCCACCAGCAACCCCGACGUCUCGGGAGGAGCAGCCGCCGCCGUGGAAGUCGUUUGGCGGCCGCCCGCUCAUUGGCGGCCACGACGCACACGUGGCCGUGGUCAACUUUUCCAGCGGUGAUGUCGAGCACGCGACGCCGUUCCUGAGCCACGCCGAGUGGGGCAAGGGGGCUGCGGUGUCGGAGAUUGUCGUUGAUGAACCGCAGUGCAUGCUUGUUCGAGCCAUUCUGGUGUUUGAGGCGUGAGAAGUUGAGAGGUUUUGGGAUCAAGGUUGAAAAGUGCGGAAUGAGAGAGAGAGAGCGCGCGCGCGUGCGCUGGAGAGGCGUGUUGUUACACCUUUGCGUUUGAGGGAUGCGGCGUUACACCGCAAGUGAUGUCACAUGCCACUUGACUAUACCGUUUGCUUUGCGGGCCAUGCCAUGUUUGACACCACUGUUUUCAUGUUUCUGAGUAGUAAGCGGGUUGCUUCCUGAAACACGUCACCUGACUCGCUGAAAUGAAAGACGCGCAAAUGGC